Schistocerca nitens (vagrant locust) is the source of this 1323-nucleotide messenger RNA. Its product is annotated as neuropeptide F receptor-like. The transcript has a single exon. Lineage: Eukaryota; Metazoa; Arthropoda; Insecta; Orthoptera; Acrididae. Bases 1 to 1323 code for a protein of 440 amino acids. Gene Ontology annotation, molecular function: neuropeptide Y receptor activity. Gene Ontology annotation, cellular component: membrane. Gene Ontology annotation, biological process: G protein-coupled receptor signaling pathway. The record is from RefSeq and is a predicted model, not a curated record.
AUGGCGGAGGUGCCGGGGGGGCCGGGGCCGGUGCUGCUGCCCACGGCGGUGCCGUCGCUGCCCGGCGUCGCCCGCAACCUGUCCGUGCACAUUACGCGCAUCCUCAACUCCAGCCAGGUGAACCCGCACAUCUUCGACCAGUACAGUCGCAACCGCAAGCUAGACGACUCGGCCGCCUUCUACGGCCUCAUCGCCGCCUAUUCUCUGCUCAUCCUGAUCGGCGCCGCGGGCAACUCGCUGGUGGUGUGCGCGGUGGCGCGGAAGCCCGCCAUGCGCACGGCGCGCAACAUGUUCAUCGUAAACCUCGCCGUCUCCGACCUGCUGCUCUGCCUCAUCACCAUGCCGCUCACUCUGAUGGAGAUCCUGACCAAGUACUGGCCGCUCGGCAAGCAGGUGUUCAUCUGCAAGAUGCUCGGCGCUUUGCAGGCGACUAGCAUUUUCGUUUCCACCAUCUCCAUCACCGCCAUAGCGCUCGAUCGCUACCAGGUGAUUGUGUACCCUACGAGGGAGAGCCUCCAGAAAGUGGGCGCCAUCGUCAUCUUGGGCUGCAUCUGGCUGGUGUCACUCGUGCUCGCGUCGCCCAUGUUCAUCUGGAGGGCGCUCAAGAACCACGACAUCAACCUGCCCGACCUGCCGUACAUCUCGUACUGCCUUGAGGACUGGCCCGUGGAACACGGCCGCCUUUACUACUCCAUCUUCUCCCUCAUCGUCCAGUACCUGCUUCCCAUAAUCACAGUCACAGUAGCCUACUCGAGGAUAUGCCACAAGCUGCGGUACCGCUACGUCAAUUCGUCCAUCGCCAACGGUAAGAGCGGCAGCGGCGACGCUAAGGCUUCCUGCUCCACGCACACGUCCGUCAGGCGCAAGCCCAAAGACGACCGGCGGAUGAAGCGCACCAACUCGCUGCUCUACUCGAUCGCGCUCAUUUUCUGCAUCAGCUGGCUACCGCUCAACAUCUUCAACCUGGUGAUGGACCUGUGGAACCCGCCGGUGCACGACGAGCAGACGAUGAUCAUUUGCUACGCGGUGUGCCACAUGAUGGGCAUGUCGUCGGCGUGCUCCAACCCACUGUUGUACGGUUGGCUCAACGAUAACUUCCGCAAGGAGUUCCACGAGAUCGCCGCCGCCGUCUGCCCCUGCGUCAAGAUGGAGGUGGUGCGCGAGCGCCUCGGCUCGCUGCGCUCCAGUAUGACGCGCCGCCGCCAUCGUCGCCAGGACGACGCAGACUCCAGACCUGCCACCGGCGUCGUGGCCGGCUCCACUGGCCGCACCUCCAGUCACCGGAGCGAAGGUAAGGUCGAGAGCGUACGUACAAAGCAAUAA